This is a messenger RNA of Macrosteles quadrilineatus (aster leafhopper), 2824 nucleotides long. Its product is annotated as adhesive plaque matrix protein-like. The record is from RefSeq and is a predicted model, not a curated record. NCBI's taxonomy places the organism in Eukaryota, Metazoa, Arthropoda, Insecta, Hemiptera, Cicadellidae. The transcript is spliced from 10 exons. The coding region runs from base 13 to 2805 and encodes 930 amino acids. Gene Ontology annotation, cellular component: extracellular matrix.
UCAGACAUCGUCAUGGCUCUUAGGUUUUUCGCCGCCUCUUGCCUGCUGGCCGUCGCCGCCGCUCAGUACGGCUACGCUCCCAAGCCCUACGCCCCCGCCCCCUACGCGGCCAAGUACGCCGAGCCUGAGCCCUACGACGCACACCCCAAAUACGCUUUCGAGUACGCCGUCAACGACCCCCACACCUACGACAUCAAGAGCCAGAAGGAGGAGCGUGACGGAGACUACGUUAAGGGAUCCUACGAGCUGUACGAGCCCGACGGCACCAAGAGGAUCGUCGAGUACUACGACCAGGGAUACGGUUUCGAGGCUGUUGUCCACAAGGAACCCGCUAAGGGAUACGCUGCCGCCCCCGCCUACGCUCCUGCCCCCGCCUACGCAUCCAAGCCCUACGCCGCCCCCGCUUACCCUUCCUACUCAGCCCCCAAAUACCCCUCAUACCCCAAGUACCAUUGGUCGGUCUCACAUGAGGUCCUGCGUGAAAGGAAGUUUCCCUUGCACUUCCUUCACGCUGUUCCUGUCUGGUAUAAAGGAUGCUACAAUCCUCUCAGUCAGCACACCAUCAUGGCACUUCAGAUAUUCACCUCACUACUGGCACUCUUCGCCGUAGCUUCAUCUCUCCCUUCUUAUGCACACCAAAGGAGUUUUCGGCACAAACGGCUAAUGGUUAUUCCAGAACUUCAUCAUCGUCAAGACUAUCAACAACAAGCUCAAGAAGUCCAGCACGAAUACCAACACAUUCCAGAAAUUCAGCAUGAAGAACAAGAACACAUUCCUGAGGUUCAGCAUGAACAACAUUUCCCAGCGGUGGAACACGAACAACAACAGUAUAUUCCACAUCAUCAAACCCAUGAGGAACACUAUCCUGAAAUCAAGGAUGAACACCAUCAGCAAAUUACGGAAGAGCAUCAGGGACACCACGUAGAGUACAAGGAGGACUACCACGACCCUCACCCCAAGUACAAGUUCGAGUACGGUGUCCACGACAGCCACACCGGCGACAUCAAGAGCCACAAGGAGGAGCGCGACGGGGAUGUGGUGCACGGCAGCUACGAGCUGGUGGAGGCGGACGGUUCCAAGCGCGUCGUCCACUACACAGCUGACCACCACACUGGCUUUAACGCCGUCGUCCACCGGGAACACAACGUCCAUCCUCAACAUUACCAUCAUCAUCAGGAGCACAUGCCAGUAAUAAUUUGCUUGUGCCUCUUCGCCGCUUUGGCCACCAGUGCUCUAGCCCAGUACAGCUACGAGCACAAGUACGAGUACAAAGAAGAGCCCUACGACCCUCACCCCAAGUACAAGUUCGAGUACGGCGUCCACGAUCCUCACACCUACGACAUCCACAGCCAGAAGGAGGAGCGCGACGGAGACUACGUCAAGGGAGUCUACGAGCUGGUAGAACCUGAUGGCUCCAAGAGGACUGUCCACUACACAGCUGACCACAAGAACGGUUUCAACGCCGUAGUCCAUAGAGAGCAUAACCAGCACCCUUACCACUACGAGACACCCAAAUACGAGUACAAGCCCAAGUACGAGUACAAACCCAAGUACGAAGCUCCAAAGUACGAGUACAAACCUAAAUACGAGGCACCAAAGUACGAAUACAAACCUUCCUACAAGGGCGCCUACUCGAGCAGCAGUAUUUAUAAGCCAACCCAACCCAUUUACAAGUACGAAGCACCCAAGUACGAACCCAAGUAUGAACCCAAGUACGAGCCCAAGUACGAACCCAAGUACGAACCCAAGUACGAAGAACCCAAGUAUUCGUACAAACCAUCAUAUUCAAGCUCAUCGUUUUCAACGUACCACUACAGCCCGAAAUACUAUGAUGAGAGUAAAAGUGAUGUGCUGGAGCAUGUUCCUCAUGAUGAUGAUGUCAUCAGUAUCCUAUCAGCGCCCACAGUCAUGUCCUCUCAGGCAGUUUUAGUACUUUGUAUCGCUAUGGCAGUCUUUGCCUCCCCUUACAACAACCACGACCACGGACACGAGCAUGUAGAGGACCAUGACCACGGGUUCCACGUAGAGUACAAGGAGGACUACUACGACCCUCACCCCAAGUACAAGUUCGAGUACGGCGUCCAUGACAGCCACACCGGCGACAUCAAGAGCCACAAGGAGGAGCGCGACGGGGAUGUGGUGCACGGCAGCUACGAGCUGGUGGAGGCGGACGGUUCAAAGCGCGUCGUCCAAUACACAGCUGACCACCACACUGGCUUUAACGCCGUCGUCCACCGGGAACACAACGUCCAUCCUCAACAUUACUAUCAUCACCACGAGGAACAUGCGCCAUGUUGUCAGUGUAGUGAUACCAUCAUGGCUCAGUUUCUUACCCUCUGUGUACUCACCGUCCUCGCCAGCUGUGCGCUAGCCCAGUACGGCGGCCACGGAGGCUACGAGCACAAGUACGAGUACAAAGAAGAGCCCUACGACCCUCACCCCAAGUACUCCUUCGAGUACGGCGUCCACGACCCUCACACCUACGACAUCCACAGCCAGAAGGAGGAGCGUGACGGAGACUACGUCAAAGGGUACUACGAGCUGGUAGAACCUGAUGGCUCCAAGAGGACUGUCCACUACACAGCUGACCACAAAAACGGUUUCAACGCCGUUGUCCACAGAGAACAUAACAAACACCCAGAACACUACGCGGCACCCAAAUACGAGGCACCUAAGUACGAGGCACCCAAAUACGAGUACAAACCCAAAUACGAAGCUCCAAAAUACGAGUCUCCUAAGUACGAGGCACCAAAGUACGAGUACAAACCCAAAUACGAAGCUCCAAAAUACUCUUACUAUGGUUAAAGCCGUACUUUCAUUCUUC